GAGGAAGGAAUCAAACUCCCAAGAUGGCGGCGGCGUCUGAGGAGCGGAUGGCUGAGGAAGGAGGCGGCGGCCACGGCGACGGCGGCUCCUGUUCGGCUGCCGGCUCCGCUCAGCGACAGCCCCCGGCGCCCCCGUCGCAGGCCCCGCCGUCGGGGUCCCAGGCACCCGCCGCGCCCGCGCUGGCACCGGACCACCUGCCCCAAAACAACACACUGGUGGCGUUGCCCAUCGUAGCCAUCGAGAACAUCCUCAGCUUUAUGUCCUACGACGAAAUUAGCCAGCUCCGCCUGGUUUGUAAGAGAAUGGACCUGGUCUGUCAGAGAAUGUUGAAUCAGGGGUUUCUAAAAGUGGAGAGGUUCCAUAACCUGUGUCAGAAGCAAGUUAAAGCACAGCUACCGAGGAGAGAGUCAGAAAGGAGAAACCAUUCUUUAGCUCGUCAUGCAGACAUCCUUGCCGCUGUGGAAACGAGGUUGUCACUGUUGAAUAUGACCUUCAUGAAGUAUGUGGACUCCAACCUCUGCUGCUUCAUCCCAGGAAAGGUGAUUGAUGAGAUUUACCGUGUACUGAGAUAUGUCAAUUCUACCAGAGCCCCUCAGAGAGCUCAUGAGGUGCUGCAGGAGCUACGGGACAUCUCCUCCAUGGCAAUGGAGUACUUUGAUGAGAAGAUUGUUCCCAUUUUGAAGAGGAAAUUGCCAGGAUCAGAUGUGUCGGGAAGACUCAUGGGCUCUCCUCCAGUUCCCGGGCCAUCCGCAGCCCUGACAACAAUGCAGCUCUUCUCCAAGCAAAACCCGUCCAGACAAGAGGUUACCAAACUGCAGCAGCAGGUCAGAACCAACGGCGCUGGCGUGACUGUCCUCAGGCGUGAGAUUUCUGAGCUUCGCACCAAAGUGCAAGAGCAGCAGAAACAACUUNAAGACCAAGACCAGAAACUGCUCGAGCAGACCCAGAUCAUAGGCGAACAGAACGCANGGCUGGCAGAGCUGGAACGCAAGCUCCGGGAAGUCAUGGAAAGUGCAGUGGGAACCUCCUCGGGGUCUGGGCAGAGUGAGGAGUCCCCUCGGAAACGACGGAAGGCAACGGAAGCCAUAGACUCUCUUAGGAAAUCCAAACGACUUCGGAAUAGGAAGUAGAUUGGAAUAUGGCUCUAGCUCCAGAGGACGACGUCCAUGGCUGAGAGUUUAAGCAGUUACUCCUGUCAGGAUAUCGGAGCAACAUGGUGUCCUUAGGCUUCCAGGCGAUNAGACACAACUUACACUUGGCUCUUGUGGUUGGCAUCCUUUGCGCUUCUCUGGUGGAGCUGAUGCACAGACCCUUCUUACCUUGCAAUAGAUUUGUACUAACCAUGCCCAUUCUAUCAUGUUUGGGGGCUAACCUUGUUCCUGUGCAGGUGAUGUGUUACGUUUAUUUGUUUCUGCAUAUAUGCACAUUACAUACGGAUUUUAAACAAACCCAUUCUUGACUGACUAAAAGUUAAGUUUAAUACAUAAAAUGUCCUGUUCACUUGAAAGAAAAAAAAUCUACUUUUUAAAUGGACACUAUCUUGGUUUUUUUUUUUUAAAGUUGACUUUUUGUUUGUUAUAAGUGACCUUUGUCUGGAAUGUCUGAGACGCGGUUAGUACUUUGGUAUUGAAGUGAUGGGUGACAGAAGGACUGAGAGUAUUGGCUGUAGAGGGGGCUCUACAGUAGCAACUAUUUUUAUAAACUACUGGCAAGGGGUGUCUCCAGGCGUUAGGUAUAUGCUUUCAGUUUUCUUUGGGGCCGUGUCCUCCAUUUGCAUGGAUGGAUGCAUGCAUUGCCUAGGCAGCGCACUUCACACCACUCCUGCACUGGUGUUGAUCUUGAACCUCUAGACUUCUCCACUGUUAGAGCUGCGCCGACAUUGAUUUAAGCACUCAGCAGCUUGCCUGUCGGGGGAGAAUUGUCAGUCCAUUUGUCCUCCAGUUUUACAGGCACAAGAGACUGUUAGAGUCCAUUGAUGUAUCUCUUCUCUUCUCUGUAGGGUUCAGGUACACUGGCUAAGACAGAACCUCAAAUCCAAGGCUCUUUCUAUAGACAUCAGACCUCUGAUCUGACUCAGCUCUGUGCUCCUGGGUCAACCAUGACUUAGUAGGGACCCAACUGACUGAGGGAAGCUUUUUCACGCCACUUUCAAGCUCUCAUAUAAACAACUCUGAACAGAGCUUUAGUCUUGUUUGCACUCCUGUUUUGAGCUUGUAACUGGAAAAGCCUGUCUUGCGCUGUCAGCCUCCUGAGUGGUCACUUUAACAACCUCCAAAUUGUAUAAAAUGGUUCUUUCUCCCGGUUGUAUAUUUUUGAAACAUUCAACUAUCACUGUCGUAUUUUUAUUUUAAUUAUGUACUAAAUUAUGUAGUUUUGUUCUUUUAAACAUCUGUUGCUUUGGACUUUGUUUAUUUAUAGUAAAUGUAGGUGUAAGAUGGUAAAAACUGUCCCUUUCCAGGUGAAGGUUGACACCUGUGUUACCUAAGGGUUUGGUAAACCCCACAGUGGGAGCAAAGCACAAGGCCGUCAUCCGUCCAGCGUGACACGUUAUGCAUCCUUUAGGUUACUUUUACCAAGUGACACUCUCCUACGCAUUCUUAGUGUUGUCCCUUCAUGAUCCUGCCCUUGGGCUCUGUUCAAGUCUCUGACUUUGAAAGUCCAUCUACAAUGUAGUGUGUCUUCAGUGAGAAACCUUAACAUGGUAUCCAAGUGUUUCAUGAUUUGUUGGGAAGGUAAUUUUAAAAUAAACAGUUUCCUUAAAAGAUUUGUCAGCAAGGUCAUCCAUAAAGGUCCCUGUCUGGAUCUUCUUUUCUCAGCAGGUCUCUUGCAAUCCUAGAAUGUAGCCAUAUCACCGUAGCCUUGGAGGAGGCCCACUGAGCGCUUAGCUUGGCUUUGCCAGUCUGCUCUUCUGGUAGAGGAAGACUCUGAAGCAACAGCAUACAGGAUUUAAGAGUAGAAUCCUUAUGCAUCAAAGAAAAUAAGCCUCAAAUUAUUUCUUCAAUAAUUAUUAAAAAUUUCUCAAACUAUAUCCAGCUAGCCUAAGUGUAGCCUCUAGUCUUCCAUGAGCUAGUCUGAGAAUGUGGCUUUUCUGAGCACUUACACAGUAAUCAGGAAGGGGUCUACCGUGUGAUCCUGUGAUCUCUAGCCCAUCAGACAGAGCCGUACUGUUUCAUGACUAUAACCUUGAGAAUAAAGCUCUAUGACUCGCUUGCCUUAAGCUUCCCUCAGAGUAGCUGACAUGCUAGGAGGUUGUCUUCGCCAUUUAUUAAGACAGCUAUUGGGGGGGGGGGUAAUAAUGUUCGCUUUGGGAGACCAUAGUGGUAUUUGGAGUCUCCAAAUCAUGCACUAUUUUAAUAGCUAAAACUGGCUUGCCCUAGGAAAACUUAACCAGCCUCCUGGGAGAGACCGCUUGCAUUUCCUGGCAGGAUCUUCCUCUGUUUGCAUCAAACCAUUCCCAUGCCUAAGUUUGCCCACAGUCCACACUACACACAAGGCAUACACACGUGAAAAGAAUGGACGGGAGGGGAGGAGAACAGGCCCUGUCUGGCGGAGUCCUGCUUCGCUCCCCAGACACUUUGCUCACAUGGUUCCCACCCAUCAUGGGUUACAGAAACUCCAAACUCCCCUUGUGGUGUAGAGAGAGCCUGGAGGUAAGGGGGCCACUAACUCCUGUUGUGGAGACUAUUUGGGUGCCCCAUGUCGAAAGCCACUGGUCCAAGUCGACAUUUUUUUGGUAAAACAUGAUUUUUGGAGUACUGAACUCACAGGGGCUUGCCUUAAUUCAGUAGUUUCAAGAUGUAUGCGCUAUAUUCUAUGUGUUAAAAUGGUAAAAUAUUCUAUGUAGCCCCAAGAGUGGGUAAAACAGAGUUUAACGCCUAAAUAAAUAAGCUAAAAGGUGUCACAACAGCUGGAUUUUUUAGAGAAAAUGGACAUAUAAAAAAUAGGCUAUGCGUCAUGAACAGAAACUAUGGCACCUUGGGAUUGCACUACUUCAUGCACUGUUUUGUAUGCCAUUUCAUAGCCUGCACUUUAACCUCCAAAGAAACGCUGUGUGGUGCCUGUCCCCUGUCGGUGAGCUCAUCCCAGAGUCAGCGCUUCUAUUUCUCUAUGCUGAGUUAGUCUCCUAGCUGGCACUCUUAUUUGGGUUCUCUGCUUCCUUAGCCAUAAUACUUUUCUAGGAUCUGAGAACUCCUGUCUCGUCUAUUUCCAACAGUGUCAAAUCCUAAUUUAAUGUAGAUCAUCCUUGCUGAUCCACACAGUCAUAGAUCCUCUUCUAGUGUGAAUACUUGUUCGUUGCCUGUACCAACCCCUCAGAAAGCAGACACUGUAAGAUCUGAAGGUGGGAAUAAAAGGCCUGAAAGGGGAACACACAAAGCGAUGCCCCUGCUGGAGAAUGGCCAAGUCUAACAAGAGGCUGAGCUUACUGCUGAAUGCUUGAGAUCUGCAUGAGGUCCUUUGGGGCAGAAGAGGUUCCAUUAUAACUACUUAAAUGUAGAGCCCGACCUCGGGAAAUUACCUUCAACAAAACACUAAGUCCACAAAAGCCAGUGACUGCUACUGGUGGAAGGUGGCCACUUCCUGCUCUCACUUUGAGCAACCGUCCUUCACUCAAAUCAAAACUAAGGCACGCUUGAGUGAGGUUGGCCUUUCCCAAUUUCCCAAGAAUCCUUGUUAAAUUUUUAAAGCUCAAGCAUUAAAUUCACCUUCUUCCCAUUGUGUCUGAAGAUAGCGACAAGCUCUAGAAGCCUAGGAAUCUGAUCAGGCUAUUGCCAAAGUCUAGUGGUUCGUGCUGCCAAAAGGUUAGACAUGUUUAAAAACUCCUUUAUGUGGUACCAUUGUCUGUUUACUUACGCUCAUGAGCAACAAUAAACCACUAGUUUAC
Molecule: messenger RNA, 4882 nt
Organism: Mus caroli (Ryukyu mouse)
Lineage: Eukaryota; Metazoa; Chordata; Mammalia; Rodentia; Muridae
Gene: Fbxo28
Product: F-box protein 28
Biological process (GO): protein polyubiquitination
Molecular function (GO): protein binding
Source: RefSeq, a predicted model, not a curated record